This is a messenger RNA of Bipolaris oryzae ATCC 44560, 957 nucleotides long. RefSeq lists its product as uncharacterized. The record is from RefSeq and is a predicted model, not a curated record. Gene Ontology annotation, cellular component: membrane. The annotation marks the transcript as partial. The transcript has 3 exons. Gene Ontology annotation, biological process: transmembrane transport. Lineage: Eukaryota; Fungi; Ascomycota; Dothideomycetes; Pleosporales; Pleosporaceae. Gene Ontology annotation, molecular function: transmembrane transporter activity.
UUCGUGUUGAUUAGUAGUUUCUUUGUAAUCGUUAUCACUUGCCUCGCGCGGACCGGACCGCAUUUUCAGCCCACCAAGUCUGUGUGGGCGACUUUCCUUAACGAGAGUGGCUGGUCCAGCGGCGUCGCCUUUCUCACUGGUCUCGUUUCGCCAAACUAUAUGUAUGCCGGUAUUGAUGGUGCGGUACAUCUGGCAGAGGAGUGCAAGAACCCAGAAAAGGUCGUGCCUAGAGCGUUGAUGAGCACGGUAUCCAUUGGCUUCGCCACAUCCUUCAUCUUCGCCAUCAUCAUGAUGUAUUGCACCAGCGAUCUGGAAGCUGUGGCCACGACGGCAACUGGUGUACCCGUUUACGAAAUCUGGCGUCAGGCAACUCGGUCAGAUGUUGCUGCGACCGUUUUCCUGUUCCUUCUCCUGCUCGCAACCUUUUUUGCUUUCAAUGCAACCCACCAAACAGCGUCUCGGCUGACUUGGUCUUUCGCACGGGACGACGCUAUCUUUGGUAGCCGCUGGCUCGGUAAGAUCAACGAGAAGCAGCAGGUACCCACCGCUGCCUUGAUCUUCAACUUUGCGAUCAUGUUCAUCAUUGGCUGCAUCUACUUGGGAUCGACAUCUGCUUUCAAUGCCUUCAUUGGCACUGGUUUGAUCUUGCAGCACGUGACAUGCGCGUUCCCGGCCGUGUUGCUCAUGAUGCACAAGCGCUCACCAAAGUGGCUGCCGAGUACACGCUCUUUCAAGGUACCAGCGGCCUUGGGCUGGGCGGCGAACUUGAUUACGGUGGGCUUCGCAAUCCUGGUCUUGGUCUUCUACGACUUCCCAAUAGUCAUACCGGUGACGGGUACGAGCAUAAAUUACGCGUCGGCAGUCAUCGGCGUGAUGGCUAUCUUCACAGUCGCAAAUUGGUUCGGACAUGUGCGCAAGCACUUCCAUGGCCCGCGCUUACAAGUCCUGAUGGAGUAG